Molecule: messenger RNA, 2333 nt
Organism: Lepus europaeus (European hare)
Lineage: Eukaryota; Metazoa; Chordata; Mammalia; Lagomorpha; Leporidae
Gene: GUCY1A2
Product: guanylate cyclase 1 soluble subunit alpha 2
Exons: 8
Coding region: 1-2199 (732 amino acids)
Biological process (GO): cGMP biosynthetic process; response to oxygen levels
Cellular component (GO): guanylate cyclase complex, soluble
Molecular function (GO): guanylate cyclase activity; heme binding
Source: RefSeq, a predicted model, not a curated record
AUGUCUCGGAGGAAGAUUUCAUCCGAGUCCUUCAGCUCCCUGGGCUCCGACUACCUGGAGACCAGCCCCGAGGACGAGGGGGAGUGCCCCCUGUCCAGGCUCUGCUGGAACGGCAGCCGCAGCCCGCCCGGGCCGGCCGAGCCCAGCGCGGCCGCCGCCGUCGCCGCCGCCGCCGCCGCCCCGGCCCCGGCUGCCUCUGCCGCGGCCGCCGCCGCCACGGCCGGGGCCAGGAGGGCACAGCGCCGGCGGCGGGUCAACCUAGACUCGCUGGGCGAGAGCAUCAGCCGUCUGACGGCGCCCUCGCCUCAAAUAAUCCAGCAAACUCUCAAGAGGACCUUGAAGUAUUAUGAGCAUCAAGUGAUUGGUUAUAGGGAUGCAGAAAAGAAUUUCCACAAUAUCUCUAACAGAUGCUCCUAUGCAGACCAUGCCAACAAAGAGGAAAUUGAAGACGUCUCAGGAAUUCUACAGUGUACUGCUAAUAUACUCGGUUUGAAAUUUGAAGACAUUCAAGAAAGAUUUGGUGAGGAGUUCUUUAAUAUAUGCUUUGAUGAGAAUGAAAGAGUCCUUCGAGCUGUAGGUGGCACAUUACAGGACUUUUUUAAUGGCUUCGAUGCUUUAUUGGAACACAUUAGAACUUCUUUUGGAAAACGGGCCACUCUGGAGUCACCAUCUUUCCUAUGCAAAGAGCUCCCUGAAGGUACUCUCAUGCUCCACUGCUUCCACCCGCACCACGUCGUGGGCUUCGCAAUGCUGGGUAUGAUUAAGGCUGCAGGAAAGAAGAUCUACUGCCUGGAUGUAGAGGUGGAACAGGUUGCAAAUGAGAAGCUGUGCUCCGAGGGUUCAAACCCAGGCAAUUGUAGCUGUCUUACGUUCCUUAUCAAAGAAUGUGAAAACACUAAUGUCACAAAGAACCUUCCACGAGGAACCUCCCAAAUUCCUACAGACCUCAGAAUUAGCAUCAACACCUUCUGCAGAGCCUUCCCUUUCCACUUGAUGUUUGACCCCAACAUGUCAGUCCUUCAGCUGGGUGAAGGCUUGAGGAAGCAGCUCCGAUGUGACACUCACAAAGUGCUCAAGUUCCAAGACUGCUUCGAGAUUGUCUCCCCAAAGGUGAAUGCCACCUUCGAGAGGGUCCUGCUGCGGCUGUCCACCCCUUUUGUGAUUAGGACCAAGCCUGAGGCUUCUGGCACUGAAAAUACAGACAAGGUGAUGGAAGUCAAAGGACAAAUGAUCCAUGUCCCAGAGUCAAGCUCCAUUUUAUUUUUGGGAUCUCCAUGUGUGGACAAGUUGGAUGAACUCAUGGGCCGAGGACUGCAUCUUUCUGACAUUCCUAUUCACGAUGCCACCCGAGAUGUCAUUUUGGUUGGUGAGCAGGCAAAGGCUCAAGAUGGCUUGAAGAAGAGGAUGGACAAAUUAAAGGCAACUCUAGAAAGAACUCACCAGGCCCUGGAAGAGGAGAAAAAGAAAACAGUGGAUCUUCUUUAUUCUAUUUUUCCUGGAGAUGUAGCCCAGCAGUUGUGGCAAGGGCAGCAAGUGCAGGCUAGAAAGUUUGAUGACGUCACCAUGCUCUUCUCUGAUAUUGUUGGCUUCACGGCCAUAUGUGCCCAGUGUACACCCAUGCAAGUGAUCAGCAUGCUGAACGAACUGUACACCAGAUUUGACCACCAGUGUGGAUUUUUGGAUAUUUAUAAGGUGGAAACAAUAGGCGAUGCCUACUGUGUUGCAGCAGGACUUCACAGGAAAAGCCUCUGCCAUGCAAAACCCAUUGCUCUGAUGGCCUUGAAAAUGAUGGAGCUUUCAGAAGAGGUGUUGACACCUGAUGGAAGACCAAUUCAGAUGAGGAUAGGCAUUCACUCCGGCUCUGUGCUGGCUGGAGUUGUUGGAGUGAGAAUGCCAAGAUAUUGUCUGUUUGGAAACAACGUCACUCUGGCAAGCAAAUUUGAGUCGGGAAGUCACCCUCGGCGCAUCAACGUGAGCCCAACCACUUACCAAUUAUUAAAACGAGAAGAAAGUUUCACGUUUAUUCCACGGUCCCGUGAAGAGCUUCCAGACAAUUUCCCAAAGGAAAUCCCUGGGAUCUGCUACUUCCUGGAGGUAAGGACUGGUCCAAAGCCGCCAAAGCCUUCUCUGUCUUCAUCAAGGAUAAGAAAGGUUUCCUACAACAUCGGCACCAUGUUCCUCCGGGAGACAAGCCUCUGAGACCUGCUGCAGAUCAAAGACUCCUCCCAAAAGCACAAGCCCAGAAGUUGGGUCAGAACAAGAGCAUAGAAAGAGAUUGUUUCUCUGUCAUUGCUUUGUUGAGAGUAAAUAGUGAAAUUUCUGUGUUGGGUCAG